Molecule: messenger RNA, 1290 nt
Organism: Chlorella variabilis
Lineage: Eukaryota; Viridiplantae; Chlorophyta; Trebouxiophyceae; Chlorellales; Chlorellaceae
Exons: 9
Coding region: 1-1290 (429 amino acids)
Biological process (GO): protein peptidyl-prolyl isomerization
Cellular component (GO): intracellular membrane-bounded organelle
Molecular function (GO): peptidyl-prolyl cis-trans isomerase activity
Source: RefSeq, a predicted model, not a curated record
AUGGCCACCUUUCGCGGCAGCAGGCGAGGGCGCAGCAGCGGCAGUGGAGGGCGACCCGGCCGCCGCUUCCUGACGAUCGCCGUGUCCGCCUUUGUGGGCGUCAACCUGUUCCUGCUGCUGCGGGGCUCUGGCCGGGCGCCCUCCCAGCUCUCUGACGGCGUGGCUGCUGGGGAGGGAUCGCACAGGUACAGGCAGACCGAGGAGCACGACGAAGCAGCGGUGGCAGACCAGGCCGCCAUCCUCACGGCGGGAGCAACGGGGGAGGCGGGCAAGCAGCAGCAGGGCGGCGCCGCAGACGGCACGGAGCAGUGCCACACCGAGGAGCACGCCGAGUACGAUGGGGAGACUGUGGUGCAGUGGGGGGACAAAAAUUACAAGGAGUCGGCGGCGGCCUGCUGCGCGGCGUGCCAGGCGGCCACGCAGGGCGCCAAGCGGUGCAACGUGUGGGUGUACUGCUCGGCGGCCGACGGCUGCGGCACGGGGCGAGCCCACAGGGAGUGCUGGCUGAAGCACAGCAAGGGGCUGGACCCCACCAAGCCCAGCGGCCGCCGCGGGCCGGGCAUCGGCUGGACCUCUGGCGCCAUCUAUACUGAAGAGGAGCGGCUGGCGGCGGUCAGCCGGGUGCAGGCAGUGGCCAACCAGGAGCAGGCCUACCUCGACGCCCUCCGCAACAACGAGACCCUGCCGAUGGUCUGGCUGGAUGUGGAGAUCAAGGGCAAGCCGGUGGGGCGCAUCGAGAUGGUGCUCUUCUCCCACAUCAGCCCCAGAGCCGCAGAGAACAUGCGGCAGCUGUGCACGGGCGAGUCGGGUGUGGUGCCCACUGAGCCUGCGGGGAAGGAGGGCGCUGGCAAGGCGCGGCACAUCAAGGGCGCCUACUUCUAUCGAAUCAUCGACCAGGCAAGCCGUUUCUCAUGGUGGUGGUGUCUCUGUUUUAUUGACCAGACGGGGGUGGAGACUGAGUCGGUGUUUGGCGGGCAGUUCAAGGACGACCCAGGCGGCCUGGCGCUGAAGCACGAGCACAAGGGCCUGCUGUCAAUGGCCAACAUGGGCCACGACACCAACACCGCCCACUUCAGCAUCAUGAUGGGACCUGCCCCCCACCUGGACGGCUCCUACACCAUCUUUGGCCAGGUAGUGUCUGGUUUUGAUGUGGUGGAUGCCAUCAACGCCUUGUCUAAGGGAAAGAAGGACAAUACGGCCACGGCAGAGGAUGGCGCCCGCAUCGUCGACUCGGGGCAGAUACGCAAGGGCACCAUCGUGCCAGACCUCACCUUGGGGCUACGGCGAUGA